CUUGGAAAGGCUCCUCUAGGUCGAUCAGACAGAGAAGUAGAGAAGACAAGGAAGGUGGAAAAUAAUGGAAAUGAUAAAAACGGCGCUAUAUUGCGACGUUAUCCCUCAAACUCGAGCAAAAGGUGUUCCCCAGUUCCGGAGACGGACAUUGACAACUGCUUCUGCUUCUCCUUCUUCUGCUUCUGCUUCUCCUUCUCCUUCUCCUUGUUCUGCUUCUCAUCCAAAUACAACUUCUCUCAGGUGCGCUGUGCUCGGUGCCGGCUUUGCUGGCUUGUCCGUGGCGUGGCAUUUGCUAUUCCACAGCCCCAAAGAAUUGAAAGUAAAAGUUGACAUUUUUGAUGAUGUUGGCAUUGCUGGCGGCGCUUCUGGUGUUGCUGGAGGCCUCGUUCACCCCUAUUCCCCUAAAGUGAAGCUUCUAUGGAGGGGUGAAGAAUGCUGGACUGAGUUUUUGAAUCUUCUAAAUGUUGCAGAAGCUGCUGCCACGGCAGCUUCUAGUCCUCACUUUCCACUCAACACUACUGAUUUCAUUGUUCGAAGAACGGGCAUAUUGAGACCAGCUGUUAGUGAAAAGAUUUUGGAUGUCAUGCAUCAAAAUGCUCAAAAUUGUCUAGCAAGUUGUCCAAUACAGGCCGUUGAUGAAGUUGCUGCAAGAGAGCUUAUACCAAAUUUAUCUACGCCUUUGAACAGAGCCUUCUUUAUGCCUAAAGCUGUGAAUGUUAAUCCCCACCACUAUCUUAAGGCACUUUUUCUUGCAAGUGAACAUUUGGCCAAGAGGUUGUCAUCAACAGGUUUCCCUGGCAAGGAAAUAGCUUUGCACAAGAAAGUUGUCACUUCACUAAGUGAAGUGGGAGAUGAAUAUGAUAUUGUGAUAGUUUGUCUUGGGGCUAGAGUUGACAUGCUAGCUGACCUGUCUGGAAUGCUUCCUUUAAGGACAUGCAGAGGCAUUGUUGCACACCUGCAGUUGAAUGAUCCCUUGUGUGAAGAGUAUUGUGAAGAUAGUCCUUCAAUCCUCUCAGAUGUUUGGCUGGCUGUCCAGGGGCCAAAAAGUUUAUAUUUAGGGUCAACAUGGGAAUGGGAAUCAAGAAAUUUCUCUUCCGUUGUUUCCUUGGAAGAAGCUUCUAGUACCCUUCAACAACUCUUACAUAAGACAAGUUUGGUAUAUCCAAAAAUAACGAAUUGGACUAUAAUGGGAGCACAGGCAGGUGUCAGGGCAAUGCCACCUCUCACUCCGCAAGGAUCGUUUCCUCUUUUAGGUUGCAUAGAUGAACUUGUAGGAGGCAAUUCUUCUUCUAAAUAUUGGUUAAUUGGAGGUCUUGGUGCAAGAGGACUACUUUAUCAUGGCUGGCUUGGUAAGUUGACUGCACAAGCUGUGCUUUCCUCUAAUGAAGGUGUGUUACCUCCUGAACUAACUUUUUGGAAGAAGAUGAAGAACAAGUAACUAGAGAAUGUUAAUGGUUACACAUCUUUUUUAAUCUGCAACACAAUUUUGGUUUUAUAGCAUAGUAAUGAUGUACAGUAAGUACAUGGAAUUUGUUAGUUUAAUUCCAAAAUUUCAUCACAUUCAUGUGUUCGAUUUAACUAUGAUGUAUUGUUUGGAAGUAAUGAAAAUGAAUGCUAAGGUUGCUUGUGGAAGUGAAAGCCUCUCUUUUGAUGGAAACUUUUAUAUAUUGAAUAUGAGUUCACAUUGGAUAAUUCACCCA
Spinacia oleracea (spinach) is the source of this 1700-nucleotide messenger RNA. RefSeq lists its product as uncharacterized. The record is from RefSeq and is a predicted model, not a curated record. NCBI's taxonomy places the organism in Eukaryota, Viridiplantae, Streptophyta, Magnoliopsida, Caryophyllales, Amaranthaceae. Gene Ontology annotation, cellular component: cytoplasm. Bases 65 to 1438 code for a protein of 457 amino acids. The transcript has 9 exons.